Neomonachus schauinslandi (Hawaiian monk seal) is the source of this 330-nucleotide messenger RNA. Its product is annotated as transcription initiation factor IIA subunit 2-like. Gene Ontology annotation, molecular function: RNA polymerase II general transcription initiation factor activity; TBP-class protein binding. Bases 1 to 330 code for a protein of 109 amino acids. The transcript has a single exon. Lineage: Eukaryota; Metazoa; Chordata; Mammalia; Carnivora; Phocidae. Gene Ontology annotation, cellular component: transcription factor TFIIA complex. Gene Ontology annotation, biological process: RNA polymerase II preinitiation complex assembly; transcription initiation at RNA polymerase II promoter. The record is from RefSeq and is a predicted model, not a curated record.
AUGGCAUAUCAGUUAUACAGAAAUACCACUUUGGGAAACAGUCUCCAGGACAGCCUUGAUGGGCUCAUACAGUCUCAACAGAUCACCCCCCAACUUGCCCUUCAAGUUCUACUUCAGUUUGAUAAAGCUAUAAAUUCAGCAUUGGAGCAGAGGGUCAGGAACAGAGUCAAUUUCAGGGGCUCUCUAAAUACAUACAGAUUCUGCGAUAAUGUGUGGACUUUUGUACUGAAUGAUGUUGAAUUCAGAGAGGUGAAAGAACUUAUUCAAGUGGAUAAAGUGAAAAUUGUAGCCUGUGAUGGUAAAAAUACUGGCUCCAAUACUACAGAAUGA